AUGGCUGCUCAGCUUGAGGAAGAAAGGCGGGUAACAGCCCUGUGCAAAAGCUUAGGUGAGUUAUGGUUUGAGAAUGAUGUUGUAGAUAUACAAAGCGCUAUCUCAGAAGAUAAACUGAUUGAAUGCCGAAAAACUUUGUUUGGGAAACUAUAUUCCAGACCAAAUGUGCAUUUCCCGUCUUUCGUGAGUACUAUGACCCGUGUGUGGAAAGUAGACAGGGUAAAUUGCUCUCAGCUUGGAACAGGACAUUUUUCAUUUACCUUCCAAUCGGAAGAAGAAAAACAGAGAGUGCUAGAUACAGGGCCAUGGUGCUUCUCCAGUAAUUUACUAGUAUUAAAAGAAUGCGACCCAGAUACCCCGGACAUCUGCUAUGACUUCAACAACUGUGCUUUUUGGGUCCAUUUCUAUGGCUUGCCAUUUGGGAGAGUCAAUAACGAAGUUAUCCGAGAAAUAGCUACUAAAUUGGGGGAAGUUAUAGAGGUGAAAUUGGAAGCGAGAGGCAAUAGCUACUAUAAAAUGGGAAAAGCCAAGGUGAUGCUGAAUCUGAAAAACCCCUUAAAAACGGGAAUACUUGUGAAUUUGGAAAAGAAGAAAGUAUGGGUAGAGUGCAAAUAUGAGCGGUUACCGCACUAUUGUUACUCAUGCGGAAGAAUGGGGCAUUAUGCUACUGCAUGCAAGGAAAUCCCAUAUGAGAAAUCAGGGUUGCCGGAUGACUUACCAGGACGAUAUGGGCAUUGGCUUCGAGCGGAUGUGAAGGAAUUAAGCCCGUAUGGGAAAUUUUUUUAUGGAAAACAAGAAUCGGUCCUCGAAGACACAGAGAGUGUGCUAGAGACUCCUAUGCAUUCUGUUUCAGAGAAUGAGAACCAGCAGCAGGGUCAGCACGCUGCGCUUUCACUGGACCAACAACCGAACAGAGAUCAAUUUGUUAAGGAAAGACUAGAUAGAGGAUUAUGCACUCUCGAGUGGAGAUUAUCCUACCCUGAUGCAGAAAGCACCGCACUACCAGCUAUAGGGUCUGAUCAUAGCCCUAUUCUAAUAUCUUUACAAACGAGGAGAUCAAAGAAAAGGAAAAUUUUUCGCUAUGAAGCAUUCUGGGCAGAAGAUGAAGAAAGCGUCCAGAUAGUUAGAAAGGGCUGGGCUGAAAGGGAAUCUCACGGGCUGAACAUAGCUCAAAAUCUGCAGAAGGUGGCAAAACUAUUGGCACAGUGGAGUAAAAAUAGAUUUCAAAAUGCCAAACGGAGAAUAGAUGAGCUGAAAAGUGAAUUACAAAGCCUCACAAAUGGAACUAAAGCUUAUAAAGAAUGUGAGGCAGCAAAGAGAAUAAAUCAGGAGAUAGAACAGCUAUGGCGGCGAGAGGAGAUGUAUUGGGGGAUGCGGUCAAGGAUUAGCUGGUUAAAAUGGGGAGACAGAAAUACAAAAUUUUUCCAUGCAACAACCAUUCAGAGAAGAAUCAGAAACAUAAUUACCUUACUCAAGGAUGCCAAUGAUGAGUGGGUGCAGGAAGAUCAACCAUUAAAAGAAAUGACAGAAACUUUCUUCAAGAACCUAUAUUUGUCAAUGGGGGCUGCAACUUUCAACUUUGUCAUACAACAAAUUCCAAUCUUAGUAGACGAAAGAAUGAAUCAAAGAUUGGUGAAAUCUGUCACAAUAGAGGAGAUAACAGAGGCAAUGCAACAAUUAAGAGCUAAUAAGGCUCCAGGACCGGAUGGGCUGAAUGGGUUGUUCUACAAAAAUCAUUGGCCAGAUCUAAGUCAGGGGAUUUUUAGUGAAGUUUAG
Molecule: messenger RNA, 1776 nt
Organism: Eucalyptus grandis
Lineage: Eukaryota; Viridiplantae; Streptophyta; Magnoliopsida; Myrtales; Myrtaceae
Exons: 2
Coding region: 1-1776 (591 amino acids)
Molecular function (GO): nucleic acid binding; zinc ion binding
Source: RefSeq, a predicted model, not a curated record